Messenger RNA from Bubalus bubalis (water buffalo), 6124 nucleotides. RefSeq names its product ubinuclein 1 (gene UBN1). The coding region runs from base 747 to 4151 and encodes 1134 amino acids. Gene Ontology annotation, cellular component: nucleus. The transcript is spliced from 18 exons. The record is from RefSeq and is a predicted model, not a curated record. Lineage: Eukaryota; Metazoa; Chordata; Mammalia; Artiodactyla; Bovidae.
CCUCCCUCCGGCUCGUGACAACGAAGCGCCGCGGUCUGAGGCGGCGGCGGCGGCGGCGGCGGCAGUAACGGUGCGGCCGGUGGAACGAGCGAGGGAGCCGGCCGUGCGGCCCGCCCCGCCCCCGGGCCCUGGCCUCCGGCGCCCGCCCCGACAGCGCUUCCGUUACGGCCGUUAGUCCGGCGCGGGCCCCGGGGCCGGCCGCGUCGGCGCGCCGGUAGCUGCCUUGACGGACUUUGGCGCGGCCUGGAAGCCAGCGCUCCGCCCGCGCCCGGGGCCCCGCGCCCGCCGGGCUCUGCGUGGUCGCUCCCGCGGGACGGACUGGUCCUUCGGGGCGCGCUCUCUAACGGCCGGCGUCUUGCGGGAGCCGCUCCGAGCUUGCUUCCGCGCCGCAAGUUCUCCCCGGGGCGCAGCGCUGCCCGCCGCGAGGUUCCGAGUUGCCCGGCCGACGUGGAGCCGGCGUCUCUCCGCUUCCUCCUGGGCCGGCAUAGCCGGCGAUCCGCCCCCUCCUCGCUCCGCUCACUACCCCGGGCGUGCGGGGGGACCCGGCCAUGGGCCGCGGCGCGGGUCGGCCGCCCGCCGGGAGGCAUGGCUCGGGGGCCGGCCGCUAGCGGCGCCGCCGCCCGGGCUCUCGGGCCGGCAUGAAGACGGCCGCGGGGGGCACGAAAGCGACCCGCGGGGCCGUAGGCUGCGUUGCGCCGGGGACAAAGAAGCCAUGCAGUGACACCCGCUAAGACUUGUUGGUAGCCAUGUCGGAGCCCCACAGGGUCCAGUUCACCUCUCUCCCAGGUUCUUUGAAUCCUGCGUUUUUGAAGAAAUCCCGGAAAGAGGAAGUUGGGGGAGCAGAGCAGCAUCAGGACUCGGAGCCGGCUGCGGCCGCUGUUCGGAUCACACUCACCCUCUUUGAGCCGGAUCACAAACGUUGCCCAGAGUUCUUCUACCCAGAGCUGGUGAAGAACUUACGAGGGAAGGUGAAAGGACUUCAGCCCGCAGACAAGAAGAAAGAUCUCUUGGAUCCUUUCAAUGAUGAAGAAAAGGAAAGGCAUAAAGUGGAGGCCCUUGCUAGGAAAUUUGAAGAAAAAUAUGGUGGAAAGAAACGUAGAAAAGACCGAAUACAGGACUUGAUUGAUAUGGGUUAUGGUUAUGAUGAAUCCGAUUCCUUCAUUGAUAACUCUGAGGCGUAUGAUGAGCUUGUUCCUGCUUCUUUGACUACAAAGUAUGGAGGAUUUUAUAUCAACUCGGGGACCCUGCAGUUUAGACAAGCGUCAGAAUCUGAGGAUGACUUCAUUAAGGAAAAGAAGAAAAAAUCUCCCAAGAAGCGGAAGUUGAAGGAAGGUGGUGAGAAGAUAAAGAAGAAGAAAAAAGAUGACACUUAUGACAAGGAGAAGAAAUCGAAAAAGUCCAAGUUUUCCAAAGCCGGCUUUACAGCCCUCAAUGCCAGUAAGGAGAAGAAGAAAAAGAAGUAUUCUGGGGCUUUGAGUGUUAAAGAGAUGCUGAAGAAAUUCCAAAAGGAGAAAGAGGCUCAGAGAAAGAGGGACGAAGAGCAUAAGCCCAUAGCAGUGUCAUCAGCGGAAGCUCAGGGCUUGCGGGAAUUGGAAGGCGCCUCCGACCCUUUGCUCUCGCUCUUCGGCUCGGCCUCUGACAAUGACUUGCUGCAGGCAGCCACUGCCAUGGACUCGCUGACGGAUUUGGACUUGGAGCAGCUGCUCAGUGAGUCUCCAGAAGGAAGCCCCUUCCGCGAUAUGGAUGAUGAAAGCGAUUCCCUUGGGGUGGGACUGGACCAGGAAUUCAGGCAGCCCUCUUCCCUUCCCGAAGGCCUGCCUGCACCCCUGGAGAAGCGCGUUAAGGAGCUGGCUCAGGCUGCCAGAGCUGUGGAGGGAGAGAGCAGACAGAAGUUCUUCACCCAGGAUGUUAACGGCAUCCUCCUAGACAUAGAGGCACAGACCCGGGAGCUGAGCAGCCAGACCCGUUCUGGAGUGUAUGCCUACCUUGCUUCCUUCCUGCCCUGCAGCAAAGACACCUUGGUCAAGCGUGCACGGAAACUGCACCUCUGUGAGCAGCAGGGUGGGCGUCUGAAGGAGCCGCUGCAGAAACUUAAGGAAGCCAUCGGCAGGGCCAUGCCUGAGCAGAUGGCCAAGUACCAGGACGAGUGCCAGGCCCACACGCAAGCCAAGGUCGCCAAGAUGCUGGAAGAGGAGAAGGACAAGGAGCAGAGAGAACGGGUCUGUUCUGAUGAGGAGGAAGAUGAAGAGAAAGGGGGCCGGAGGAUAAUGGGACCCCGGAAGAAGUUCCAGUGGAGUGAUGAAAUCAGGGAGCUGCUCUGUCAAGUGGUGAAGAUAAAACUGGAGAGCUUUGACCUGGAGAAGAACAAGGCCCAGUCCUGGGAGGACUACGUGAAGGCAUUUCUGGAUGCUGAGGUCAAACCUCUCUGGCCCAAAGGCUGGAUGCAGGCCAGGACUCUGUUUAAGGAGAGCAGACGAGGCCACGGGCACCUGACAUCAAUUCUGGCCAAGAAGAAAGUAAUGGCCUCUUGCAAAAUGAAGGUGAAGGAAUCAUCUGCUAAGCCAGAUAAGAAGGUGUCCGUCUCAUCAGGCCAGACGGGCAGCCCCCUGGCUUUGCCUUCAGAGCACCUGGGAGGAGGCCUGGGCGUGGGGGCUGCAAGCAGGGAGCCCUCGUCCCAGGCAUCUGGCAGCCUCGCUCACCCUGCUCCUGUCAACCUGGAGGACUCGUUGGAUGGAGACUUGGUCCAUAAUUCUGCCUCCUCGUUGGAGGCAGUGUCCAAGGAACUGGCUGUAUUGCACAGCAGGGCUGGUGGGGGCUCAGAGUUCCCGCUGCCCACACACGUGAAAGUGCCUGCAGAGAAGCUCGCGGGUGUUCUAUGUCCAGAAGAAAAAAGGAACUUUCCAAAGCCCAGCCCUUCUUCUGCCCCUCCACCCUCUAGCUCUCUGCAGUCACCCCUCAAUUUUCUGGCUGAACAGGCUCUGGCCCUGGGGCAGUCCUCUCAGGAGAAAAAAACAGAGAGUUCUGGCUACAAAGAGCUGUCCUGUCAGGCUGCUCUUGGCAAGGGCCCGCCGGAAGGGCAGCAGCCAAAAGCCAAGCACCACGGCUUGCCGCGGACGUCUCACGCACCCCCGGCGGGCACCGCCAUGCCCGGCCCCCAGGUCAAGGUCUUUCAUGCCGGCACGCAGCCGCAGAAGAGCUUCACCCCUCCGGCUCCAUUCAUCAAUAAGCUUCAGGGCCCGAAGCCUGGCUCCCCUCAGUGUCACCGAUCCCUCCUGCAGCUUGUCAAGACAGCGACCAAAAGCCAGAGCUUUCAUGCUUCCAUGCCAGCCUCCUCAGGCACGCCAGCCUCCAGCAGCAGCUCUCAUAAGACCCCAGCUUCAUGCUCUGCUGCCGUGAGCCAUCCAGCAAAACCACACUCAGCCAGCUCUUCAGGACCACCCUACAAGACCAGUCCCUUCCUGGGCUCUGCCUCCAAACAUGGGGUGUCGUCCGGCAGCCCCUCAUCUGGAGGAACGCCGGUCCAGAGCCCUGCUUCUGGGAACCUGCUCCCCACGGCGCAGCCUCCCUCCACAGGACAGUCCACCAGCCGACCUGUCCCUGGCCCUGCAGUGAAGAAGCCGCCUGUACCCCAGAAGUUGACCCUGGUGGCCCCUCCCGGUGGUCCCAAUGGAGAUUCUAGUGGGGGGACCCAGGGUGUGGCCAAGUUACUGACCUCCUCCCUGAAGCCCAGCGCGGUGAGCAGCGUGACAUCGUCUACCUCCCUGCCAAAAGGAGCGAGUGGGGCUGUGCUGUUGACUGGCUCCUCAUCCUUGAACCUGCUGUCUUCAACCUACAAGGCUGGCAGUCCCAAGCUCCCUGGGGCCUUGAACUCGAGCCCCUUGGGGAUUAUCUCCCAGCUUCCCCUCCACGUGAUCUCCUUCAGUGCUGACUCCUCUGCUAAAGCGGGGGUCUCCAAGGAUGCCAUCGUCACUGGCCCUGCCCCCGGGACGUUCCACCAUGGCCUCGGCCACAGUCUCCUGGCCGGCGUGCACUCCAGCCCGCCUCGUGCCGCGCCUCUCCCGCACACUGCUGUGUCUACCCACCUCCCGCAGAGCCUGCCAGAUGCUUCUCAGCUUCAUGGGAAAGGGCCCAGUGUACCAAGGAAAUUGUGAUUUUCAGGGCAAAGGCUGGAAGCUGCACAAGGAGGUCUCAGAAGUUGGAUGAUAACUACGCUCUGCCAUUGGUUUUCUUCUGGAGAAGGCGUGAGUGCUAAGUGGAGCGUCUCUUGGCACGUGUGAUGUGCCUUCAGUUCAGGGAGCAGCUCUGUGCUUCUCUGGGGGCCCCGGCCAGCCUGGUGCUCAGCGCCUCGUGGCUCUGUUGCAGACAGUCGUUGGAGGGGCAGCGCUAGGCCAAGGAGCAUGCCAGCUCGUGCUGGGCGCUCUGGUGGCAGGGCAGAGGAGGUGGCCCAGCUCCUCGCAUUUGGCCAGAGUACCUCAGCGCAGCCUACUGGUCGGGGGCUCCUUCUGCCCACAGUGGGCUCCCUGGUUGGUCAGAGUGUCCGUCCAUCCUCCCGGCUCACACCCCAGCUGGGAGAGGUACCUUGUUCUCUGAAAAAUACUCAGAACACCCAACGUGUGCUCAUCGUGGGGGCCAUUCUCUCCACUGAACAUGACAAUGAAGCUCUUUUAGAGAAAAGACCUUUGUAGAUUCAACAAUUAUGGUAGGAUUUUUAAAGACACUUAUUUUUGGCUCAGUUUUGAUCCUUACCAUUAAAUGCAUUGGAUAGAAUUGGACUGUUCUCCGCACUUCAUGUUGUUCCUAGAAAGACAUAAUUCCAGUGCCUUUAUGGUGGAGCAGGACUGGACACGUCCACUUGGCCCUCUGAGUGGGUCUCAGAUGAAGACCUUUUUAAAGACAUGUCUGUAUCUAAGACAGAACCAGCUUAUUUGAGUUUUCUAUGGUUGCACAUCACAACCUGGGCCAUCCUGACUGGAAGGUCACCUGGGCCCUGCCUCAGGUCCCAGCUCAGCCAGGGCCCCUCACUUUGUUUCUCCCAAGUUCAUGCAGGUGGGCUGCAGAGCCCCGAAUUCCUUCUUCGUCUCUUUGAGGGCUGAGGAUGUGAGGAGUUCCAGGCUGCAGGUAGACAUUCCAGUUUAUCGUAAAACCAUGCUCAGGCAGAGCUGCGGGAACAGGCCCCUAGGAAGUGUGUGCCGUGCAGAAGCUGGCCUUGAGGUCCAUGCUCUCCAGACAGCAGGCUCUGCCUUCACUGGGAGGUGGACAAGGCUGUGCCCCUCUCAGCCAGCGGCUGCUUCUCAAGGAUUUUUCGGGCGCUUGCCUGUCCUGUGAAGUCUGAACCGACUGUUCCAGCUAAGUCAUUUCCCUUAUGUUGAGAGUAAAUAGCCUCCUCAGAAUGUGCGCCUGCCUACGUGGAGACAUGGGCAGGUCCUUUUGGGUCCUGACUCCCAGGAUAUGACUCUUGGUGUCUCUCGAUUUCUCAGAGGCGGUCCGGCUGCCCAGGGAGCAAGACUGCGGUUGGCCAGCCAGCCAGCCAGGCCUCUGCUUGACUUUUUUUUAACAGAAAAACCAACACGUGUGUCACAUGGGGCCACGUGGAAUCCUCGUCCCUUUACUCUAUUUUUUGCAACUUGGGUUUCCAGUUUACAGACUAGUCUUAGGUAGUAGCAAAAGAGCCAAAGAAGAGAUUGGUAUUGCUGAGCUCAGAGCGGCGCAGAGGCCGUCCGUCCAAGAGCGCUGAGCGGCGGGAGGACACCAGGUGCCCCACCCACCGUGCCCCCACCUCCCGGCACCACCCAGCUUUCGGCCGGAGCAGGAUGCCCUCCUCCUUAGGAAUCUAGCGAUGCCUCUUGCCUCAGGGAAACGUUUCUUUGAUGGGGAGUUGAUGAGGUUUCUUUUCCUUGUUGAUGCUUUAUUUGUGGUAACGGAAGAGUGAGUGACUUUAGCCACGGCAAGGAGGGCUGCAGGCGGAGGCGUCCCGGCCACCAUGCUGUGGGCUCCCCUUGCUGGCAAUUCUUGGGUGUGAAAGGGCUGUGGCUUUUGUGCAGCGACUAUGUUGGUGUUGGGGGUGGUGUGGAAAUUGUUAAUCUUGUAUAAAGCAACACAAUAAAUUGUUUCAAGGUUUCCAGAA